This is a messenger RNA of Anopheles coustani, 1000 nucleotides long. It is a transcript of the gene Tsen2, whose product is annotated as tRNA-splicing endonuclease subunit Sen2. Lineage: Eukaryota; Metazoa; Arthropoda; Insecta; Diptera; Culicidae. The transcript is spliced from 3 exons. Gene Ontology annotation, molecular function: tRNA-intron lyase activity; nucleic acid binding. Gene Ontology annotation, biological process: tRNA splicing, via endonucleolytic cleavage and ligation; tRNA-type intron splice site recognition and cleavage. The coding region runs from base 90 to 965 and encodes 291 amino acids. The record is from RefSeq and is a predicted model, not a curated record. Gene Ontology annotation, cellular component: tRNA-intron endonuclease complex.
AAACAAACACAUGAAAUUGUAAAUAAACAUGCUGGAGUGAUAUUUGGAUAAUUUAUACGAUUUUGAUAAGAGUUUUAAGUGCGCUCUAGAUGCAACGACCUGCUAUGGGGACGAAAGGAAACUUGUUCGUGCACAAUCUGAGACCAAAGAACUACAUUCCGCCGGCUUUAUCACAGACGCUUCCAUUGCCAGUACACGAUGGAAAUCCUGCGGACUCUAGAAUAAUAGACGCUUUAUUCACUGGCUUCUCAGUAUACGUGAUGGAUCCGGUAUCCAUUCGAGAACUAUGUUUGAAUGGCGGCUUCGGACAGGGAAUGCUGUCCAGGGUAUUCCCGGCAUGCUUGACGGCCCCACGUGAAACAUACCACAAGAACAAAAGGAAACACCACGAAUCGAACACGAAUGCCACGUGUUCAGGUAGUGAACAUCCGGCGAAUACUACGGUUGAGCCACUCUGUUUAUUUCUAGAAGAAGCUUUCUUUUUGAUGCACCAAUUGAACAUGUUAAAGCUGCAGAGCCUGGAUGAUGAACCGAUCGGUGUCGCAGAGGCGUUCCAAAAGUUUCAGAACGCCAACAAACGAUUCUUCGCUGGAUAUUGUGCCUAUUUGUAUCUGAAGUCGAAAAACUGGAUCAUCAAAAGCGGAUUGAAAUUUGGUGGUGAUUUCGUGAUCUAUGUAAAAGGGCCACAGUUUAACCAUGCUUCCUACAUUGUGUUGAUACAGGAAAUGCAGGAAGGGAAACAGCUGGGAAAUUAUACCAUGAAUGGUUUGGAUUUCCAAGGCUUCAAUCGGAUUGCGGAAACGACAGCAAAGGAUAUUCUGUUUCUAGAAGUACACUACCCAGCCUCACUAGACCUCGCCAGUAGUGUAGACUGUCUGGCAAGGAUAAAAGAAGUGGAAAUAGGUGAGACAUUCACAAAACAUCAUAACUUCAUAGGUGCAAGAAAUCAAAUCAAAAAUAAAUAGCGGUUGUCACAAUAUUUCCUCCCACUAACCGUAUC